AUGUCCAUGCCCUCUCCCCGCAGCGGCAGUGGCAGCCGCGCGCCCUCGCCGCGCCGCACGCUCACUGCACCCGCCGAGCCCGAGUCCUUCUACCCGCGCAUCCCGCCGCGCCGCUCCCUCAGCACCGCGCCGCCCGGCGCCGACGCCGACGCCGCCGCCGCACACGAGCGCCACGAGACGGGCUCGCAGGUCGACGAGCUCGAGGACGAGCCCACCGACGCCGACCUGCCGCCGCGCUCGCGCUCGACGCUGCCGCUCCGAGUCAACCGGCGCCGCGCUCCCUCCAACGCGGCCGAGCGGCCCGGCGCACCGCGCCGCGUCACCAGCGUCGAGAUGCCUCCGCGCGACGACGAGCGCACCGCCGGCGCCUCUGCGCCGCCGCACUCGGCCCACUCGACGACCUCGGGCAUGUCGACUUCGCGCUCGGCGCCCAACGUCGAUGCUCGCGGCGCGCCGCCGUCGUGGGCCGGCGGCAAGGCGGACAGCGUCUCGCCGCCGCUGGUGCCUGACCGCAAGCGAGCGCACCGUCCGCCGCCGCUCGACGCCCGCACGCUGCACGAGCCCGAGGCGGCGCCGUUGGGACGUCACCUCUCGCAGUCUCCGCGCCACGCCGAGUGGCCGGCCUCUGCGCCCGGCGGCCCGAUGCCCGACCAGCGCCGCCUGCCGCCCAUGCUCAAUGAGCCGUCCGGCUCGCGUCCGCUGCACCACCUGCCCUCGUCGUCGGCCGCUGCGCGCGAGCAGGCGCAUCUCUCUCACCACCGCGGGCAGCAAGGUCCGCGCUCCCUGCCGGGCAGCCCUCACCCGCCGCAACGCUCGCCGCAUGAGCACAUGCACGCAGCACCGCGGGCGGUGCCUGCCGAAGAUGCAGACCUGCAGCCCGAGGAGGUCGACAAGUUUUUGGCGCUCAUCGAGAAGCACAACCUCGACGCCAGCGACGAGGAGGACAUGGCACGCAGCGUCACCGAGCUGUACCAGGAGUGGCUCGAGUGGUGUGCCUCUCGCGGCACACUCAGCACCAAGAGCAAGCCGGCGCUUGUGUCCGAGUUUGUGCGCAUUCACCAAGGCGCAUACGGACCGGAGCGGCGGCAGCGCGCCAUGGGCAUCGUCCAAGGCUCGCGCCACAACGGCGCCUCCAACGGCCGCGAGGAGCUCGGGCCCGCUCUGACCGCCGCUGCCAUCCACCCGGGCGUCGGCGGUCCGCGUCGGAGGCAGAUGCCGCCGACGCCGUUCGACGGCAAGCCGCGCUAUGCCGACGAACCUCGCAGCAACGGUGCACCUCAGAGUGCGCGUGCUCGCAUGGUCGCCAGCCCGCGCGAGGCCAACGUCACGCUCAGCGGCGACUGGCGCCGCACUGAGCGGCCGCACGAGCAGGCACCGAUGCGUCGUCCUGCUGGCCCUCAGUCUCACCCGUCGUACGGUCCGGAGCCCGUGCGCAACGAGCACAUGCACGGCGAGCCUUCACCGCCGGGCGUCGCCAACGGCAAGACGCUGCCGCCGGGCCUGUUCGACAUGAUGCGCGCCGACAUCCUCAACGAGGCGCGCGCCAUGGUGAUGCACGAGCUCGCGGAGCAGAACCGCGAGCUGGCGACGCAGAACCGGGCGCUCACCGCGCGCGUCGAGCAGCUCGAGAAGCAGUCGGACAACGCGGCGCAGUGGAUCCAGCACCUGUCGCGUGCUCAAGAGGACCUCACUGCCUCGCAGCAAGCGCAUGCACAAGCAUCGCAUCAGCAGCAGCAGCAGCAGCAGCAAGCGGCACAAGCGCAGGCCCAAGCCGCGCAGCAGCAGCAUCAGCACGAGCAACAGCAGCAGCAGCUCCAACAUCAGCAGCAGCAGCAGCAACAGCAGCAGCGUCAGGAGCAGCAGCACCGCGAGGGCCCUCACCCGUCGCCGCGCUACGCUUCCGCCGCUCCGCCGGCCACGCACCCUGCGUACGCACACCAUCCGCAGCAGCACGGCGGCCCUGCGCCGCAGGGCGCCUAUGCCGACGAGUACGAGUCUCCGCCGCGUCGGCAUCCUGCGCACGCCGCUGCCUCGGCACCCAUGAGCGGCCCGUCGGGCAGCAGUCACGCGCUGCCGCCGCCGCGCUACGGCAAUGGCGCCGCCGCGGGGGCGGCGCCGGACGCUCGGCGUGCGCGUGGCGAGUACGAGGUGGAGGCCGGCGGUCCGUACGCCGACGAGCGUGCCGGCGGCUCUGGUGCGCCUCCGCACGUCGCUGCACACCAGCAGCCGCGGCGCAUGCCUCCUGCGCCUCAGUACUACCCCGGCGCCCAUUCGCCUGCGGCUGAAGGUCCGCCGCCGCACCACGCCGCACAGCACCCGGCGGCCGCGCGGCCCCGCAUGCCCGAGCCGCGCGAGGAUCCUCGACGCCUGGCGCCCUUUGCUGCUGCCGGCAGUCCGAGCCCGCACCUUGCGCACGACGAGCGCAUGGCCAAGCGGCCCCGCAAUGGCUACUUCUAGACGCAGCGGCGAAAUCAUACACGAGCCUCACGCGUCCAUGUACUUGUAACAGCCCUCCAUCCCACCUGCAUAAUCGAAUGC
Messenger RNA from Tilletiopsis washingtonensis, 2538 nucleotides. RefSeq lists its product as hypothetical. The transcript is spliced from 4 exons. Lineage: Eukaryota; Fungi; Basidiomycota; Exobasidiomycetes; Entylomatales. Bases 1 to 2457 code for a protein of 818 amino acids. The record is from RefSeq and is a predicted model, not a curated record.